AUGUUCUCCGUAGCUAUGGCAGCACCCGUUGGCGGAGGUACAGGCUCGAGUCUGGCGCGAGCAAUCAUCAUUACCUCUGGUGUUUCGGCUCUGAUCUCGUCGCUAUUGUCCUUUGUGUCCAUAUGGUUCCAAACCAAAAACUAUCGGAAACCUCUCCUCCAGCGAUACGUCGUACGCAUACUGCUAAUGGUGCCAAUUUAUGCAGCAUCAUCAUGGACGAGCAUUGUAUCGCUGAAAGCAGCUCAGUUCGUCGAUCCAGUCCGUGAUAUCUACGAGGCAUUCACAAUCUACACAUUUUUCCAGCUUCUAAUCAACUUCCUCGGAGGAGAGCGAGCUCUUAUCAUCAUGGCUCAUGGGCGUCCGCCGGUCUCGCAUGCAUGGCCGCUUAACCACGUCCUCCCAAAGCUUGAUAUCUCCGACCCGCACACGUUUCUUGCCGUAAAGCGCGGCAUCCUUCAGUAUGCGUGGCUAAAACCAGUUCUGGCCAUCGCUUCUAUCGUCAUGAAGGCGACGGACACAUAUGAGGAAGGAUAUCUGAGCCUAGCAUCGGGCUAUCUAUGGACCGGCAUUGUGUAUAACGUCAGCGUCACCGUCAGUUUAUACUCCCUGGCUAUGUUCUGGGUGUGUCUGCACAAUGACCUCACACCAUUCCGCCCGGUCCCCAAAUUCCUCUGUAUCAAACUCAUCAUUUUCGCGUCGUACUGGCAAGGAUUCUUCUUGUCAAUCCUGCAGUGGUUGGGGGCUCUUGGCAACGUCGCAGGAUAUACCCCCGAUAAUCUAGCUGCGGCAAUUCAGGAUGCUCUGAUCUGCUAUGAGAUGCCCAUUUUUGCCGUCGCUCACUGGUAUGCGUUCUCGUGGCAUGACUAUGCCGACCCUACCAUCUCGGCUGCUCGGUUGCCGGUCAAAUAUGCACUUCGAGAUGCGUUCGGGCCUCUCGAUCUGGUCGAAGACACCAAGAUGACCCUUCGCGGUGAAAACUACGACUACCGACUCUUUGACUCCGGCGAUAACAUUAUCGCGCAUGCGGAGUCUCAUUCGCGGGUCAAACGUGUCAUGGACGGUAUGAGAUAUGAACGUGGUGGCAAGGCAAAGUAUUGGAUUCCAAAGCCUGGAGAGGCCAGCAAAGCGGUCGAAGCCAGCAUUCGCACACCGCUCUUGGCUGGCGGAGACAAUAGUCACCGCAGUCGAAGUGAUAGGGGAAGUCGCAGUUCCACUGAGCGAUUCCGGUCUCAUAGUGAGAUUGAAGUUACGUUGGACGACGAGGACGAGCAAAUCUUCAGCCAAGCUCGGGCUCUGGAAUUUGGAGACUGGAAUUACCCGGUGAUUACGGCCAAUGAAGUUCCCCGGGAUCAGCGACUCUCUACGCACAGGAGCUACCAGAAUUCAGGCAGCGGAGGUGAUGUGAAGAAGUCGCGUUCACACCGGAAACGCCGAGCGUCGGGCAGCGAAGGCAGGCGAGAUCCGAAUGCCAGUUCUAGAAAGUCAAGCAAAAGCUCGAGCACACCCCGUCCCUUGCAGCGCAACGCCAGCUCCACGAGCUCCCACCAGUCGCAUCGCAGCCAGCUAGUUGACCUCGUGGUGGAAGACCAUGAAGCUGAGGAAGCAGACCGCAAUCAGGCACAGCGAGAGGUUGGAUCCGCUUGGGCGGGAGAUGAAACCCGACAUUAUUCAAGACCGACCGGACAGCCAAUCGAAGAGGAGACUGAAGCCGAAGCUCCGAUCAGGGAGGUCCCAGCCGAGCCCGUUCAUCAGGCGGAAGAAGAAGAAGACCGAUCGCCUUCACAAUGGGCUUAUAGCGCAUUGGAAGAAGAUAAUGUUUGGGGCAAAUAG
Penicillium cataractarum is the source of this 1830-nucleotide messenger RNA. Its product is annotated as OSTA/TMEM184 family protein. The coding region runs from base 1 to 1830 and encodes 609 amino acids. The transcript is spliced from 7 exons. Gene Ontology annotation, molecular function: transporter activity. NCBI's taxonomy places the organism in Eukaryota, Fungi, Ascomycota, Eurotiomycetes, Eurotiales, Aspergillaceae. Gene Ontology annotation, biological process: transport. The record is from RefSeq and is a predicted model, not a curated record.